AUGGAAGCAAACAAAGAUUCUGCACUUCAUUAUAUUGAACUUGCUGAACAAGCAAUACUUGCUAAUGAUAAUGAACGAGCUUUACGAUAUCUUACAAAAUCUGAAAAUCUUUUUCCUACACAAAAAGCCAAAGAUCUCAUGGAACGACUAAUGCAUGUUAAUUCUCAUUCGACAUCAUCAACCAGUAAUAAUAAAACUUAUGAAUCUACAUCAACAUCUCCACAUAAUGAACAAGAAACAACAAAUGGGCCAUCAUCAAAUACAAGACAUCGAACAACAACACAGUCAACAUCAUCCAGUGAUUAUACUCCUGAAGAAGCACAAGCUGUACGGAAAAUUAAAACAUGCAAAGAUUUAUAUGAAAUUCUCGGUGUUAGUAAAUCAGCAACUGAAGCAGAUCUAAAGAAAGCUUAUCGUAAAUUAGCUCUUCAAUUUCAUCCAGACAAAUGUAAAGCACCUGGUGCUACAGAUGCUUUUAAAGCUAUUGGUAAAGCUUUUUCAAUUUUGAGCGAUCCUAAAAAACGUGAACAAUACGAUCAAUAUGGUCAAGCUAUGGAACCACAAUAUCAUCGUGGUGGACGUACUUCACAACAUUAUUAUUAUUAUGAAGAUGAUGAUGAUUUUUCAGCGGAAGAACUUUUCAAUCUUUUCUUUGGAUAUUCGGGACCAACAUCUCGUACAUAUCGACGUCGUCAACAACAUCCAUUUCAAUUUACUACACAUUCAACACAUAAUACUACACAAAAUACUACACAUACACUUGCACAAUUAUUGCCUUAUUUAUUUCUAUUUCUUAUUUCAAUUAUUGGUACAUUUUUAGUAAGUGAACCUCAAUUUCAAUUACAUCGAACUGGAAAAUAUAAUAAUGCACGUAUGACUCGUUUAUCAAGAAUUGAAUAUUUUGUUAAACAAGAUUUUCAUCCACCAAAAACUGAUGCUGAAUUGGAUAAAUUUGAAUCAUCAGUUGUUGAUGAAUAUGCAUCUGAUUUACGACAUCAAUGUUAUCGUGAACAACAAUAUAAAGAAUCAAUGCUCUGGCGUGCACGAAUGAUGAAUGAUAAUGGAUUAUAUCGUGAAGCACAAAAGCAAGGUACACCAUCGUGUAAUAAAUUAAAUGAUUUUGUACAACGUGGACAUGCUUAG
Messenger RNA from Rotaria sordida, 1143 nucleotides. The record is from the annotation of a GenBank genome assembly. NCBI's taxonomy places the organism in Eukaryota, Metazoa, Rotifera, Eurotatoria, Philodinida, Philodinidae.